Molecule: messenger RNA, 2781 nt
Organism: Achroia grisella
Lineage: Eukaryota; Metazoa; Arthropoda; Insecta; Lepidoptera; Pyralidae
Exons: 5
Coding region: 134-2005 (623 amino acids)
Biological process (GO): iron ion transport
Cellular component (GO): plasma membrane
Molecular function (GO): copper ion binding; oxidoreductase activity
Source: RefSeq, a predicted model, not a curated record
GUUGACUGGUGUAGUCGCGUUUUUCUUAACCAAGUGAUUGUACGAUACAUUCACUUCAUCGACUAUAGUUCGUAAACAUGUAAUAGGUUAUAUUGACAUAAAAAUAAAGUUAAGCCGGUGCAUUAAUAACAAAAUGGAGUCAGAAAAGAGUAUGGUUGAAGCUAGCAGCGUUCCUUAUAGGAAACCAAAUUAUAUGCUUAUGUCCUUGCAAAGGAUUUUAGUGUUAACUGUUAUAUUUACCAGUGUUAUUGUUGUGGUUUAUUAUACGCCUAUGCCGGAGGAAUAUUUCGAAAAUUGUGACAGAGAAUGUAAUGAGUUGGAUUGGCCUAUGAUAUGUCGAGUAAAACUAGUUGUCGAGGUCUACAAAACGCUUAGCAAAUCCUGUGGUACUUGUACAGAGAAGGAUGGCGAAGAGUGUCCGCCUAUGUGUAUAUCUGCUGAUGGUCGGGAACGUGGUGUUCUAUCUGCCAAUAGAGCGCUGCCUGCACCAGCUUUACACGUUUGUGAAAACGACAUUCUGGUUGUAGAUAUCGUACACAGAGCUCCUGCUCACGCUUUAUCAAUACAUUGGCGCGGACAACCACAGAAAGAGACUCCAUUCAUGGAUGGAGCGCCUAUGUUGACCCAAUGCCCGCAACCGGCUUACACAACUUUUCAAUAUAAAUUCCGUGCAUCGGCAGUAGGUACACAUAUGUAUCACGCGCACUCUGCUGCGGAUGCUGCUGAUGGUCUUGCUGGAGCAUUCAUCGUGCGUAAACCUCCUCGUUUGAGUCCUUUGAGCAAGUUAUAUGAUGCUGAUGCCACAGAACAUACUAUCUUCAUGGCAGAAUGGGGACACUCCAUGGGUCCUUUAGCUGGAAUGAUGUCCGGAAUUCCGAAUGCUGAGUCAUUGCUCAUAAACGGUAAAGGAAAAACUGUUGAAUCUCCUGACGCACCAAUUGCUAAAUUCAAUGUGGAAUAUGGUAAAAGAUAUCGCUUUAGAUUAGUGUAUGGUGGAGGUCAUAAAAGUUGUCCGGUGAAAUUCAGCAUAGACAAUCAUGUUCUCGAACUUAUUGCUUUAGAUGGUCACAGAAUAAGCAUUGAAAAAGUCAAAGCGAUAACAUUGGGUCGUGGAGAACGAGCGGAUUUUAUCCUCGAAGCCAAAAAAAUACCUGGAGUCUAUAAUGUAAAGGUGGAGGCAGAAGUAUCCUGUCAAGAUAAUUUGAAGGGUGCAGCCGAACUAGUGUAUGAAAGUAGCGAACUUAAAGCAUUACACAAAGACGAUGGUGAUGAUUCUGAUGCGAGUAGUGAGUUUACAACAGUGAUUAGUGAACGGUGUCUUAAAGACAAUGUGUUGUGUUUGGAUGAAGUGCAUGCUGUAGACAAACUUCCGACCGAGUUGACUCUCGAUUUGGAUAACAAAAUUUAUGUGCCAUUUAAUUACUCUACAAGGCAGAUUUCUACCAAACGAGUAGAGAGUUGGGGGCAAACCAGCGGGCAUCGGUUCACAUAUCCCGCGUCCCCUUUACUGACGCAAGGCAGUGACGUGCCCCCCGACGCUUUGUGUCCCCAAAGCGAGGGACACGGAGAUGAGUGUGUGCACGUGAAGAAUAUCAAAUUACAUUCUACCGUCGAACUCGUGAUGUUCGAUCAGGGGGGUGAAUCGGACCAUAUAUUCCAUUUGCACGGGUACAGUUUCUACGUGAUCGGCGUGAGAGAAUUCAACCGUAGUUUAAGUGAGGAGGAAGUGACGAAAAUGAACGAAGAAGGCACAUUGUUCCCUUCGAUAAAUGUUGUAAACCCAGUAUUAAAAGAUACUAUAGUAGUACCUAAAUUUGGGGUAGUCGCUUUGCGUUUUAAAGCUGACAAUCCAGGUUACUGGAUGAUGAGGGAUGAACGUUCCACCCACUGGACUAGGGGCUUAGACUUUGUACUGAAAGUUGGCGACGAGAAAGACUUUGUACAAGCGCCUUCAGACUUCCCAAAGUGUGGUUCUUACGUCGGUCCAGAGUAUUUUCUAAUAUAAUUUAAAAUAUUAAAGUUAUUGUUACCAAUUAUUUGCUCAUUUGUGAGUCACUCACGCACUUAUUUAAUUUGUGAUACUGAUAUUAAGUUUCUAUAAAUUUUCAUUAUUUGUUAUGAUAAUAGAAACAGUUUUAUUUCUCUUAACAUAUUUUUGAUAAAACCCAUUAAAUACACCUAGUAUUUCUAUAAAUUCCUUGUUGUUUUAUAAUUCUUAUAGGAAUUGAAAUCAAGAUGAUAAUCUACCUGAUGAUACACGAUACUCAUGUUGGUAACUGUGAUGACUUAUAUGUUAAGACUACUUCAAGUUUUUUUUAUAGAUAUAUAACAAAUUUGUUAAAAAAUAUAGUAUAUUUUUAUUGAUAUUAAAAUAUAUAUAAUGAAUAAAAAUACAUUACAAGGUUUUAGUGUGAGUUGAUUACCGUAUUGUUACUGUGAUCUCGCUUGAAUUCCAAUAAAAAUAAACAGUGGGCUGACUAAUUUAGAUAAAAGAUAGACAGAUCGUUUCGUAUGUAACGUAUAGAAAACAGAUAAUAAUUUUACCUAUUUUUAGAUUACAAACAGUUUUCAACGACGGCUUUGGUGUACAUAAGAGCUUUAGAAUGAAGUACGAGUAUAUUAAUAAAAAAUAUUCUAUUGUUAUAUCAAUUAAGUUAUUAUUAUUUAAAUAACAAAUUUUGGUACCAGAAUAGAAAUUAUGGCACAAAUUUUUUUUAGAGUAUUUAAUAUUUUUAUAAUUUAUACUAAUGUCAUAGCCGUAAUUAUAUAAUGUAUAUUUAA